Molecule: messenger RNA, 4915 nt
Organism: Protobothrops mucrosquamatus (brown spotted pit viper)
Lineage: Eukaryota; Metazoa; Chordata; Lepidosauria; Squamata; Viperidae
Gene: ADAMTS7
Product: ADAM metallopeptidase with thrombospondin type 1 motif 7
Exons: 25
Coding region: 1-4893 (1630 amino acids)
Biological process (GO): proteolysis; extracellular matrix organization
Cellular component (GO): extracellular matrix
Molecular function (GO): metalloendopeptidase activity
Source: RefSeq, a predicted model, not a curated record
AUGGGCUUGGCGGGAAGUGCGGCGCCCUCGCGGGGCCCGGAUCCCGCCUACGAGGACCAGGAGGUGGUGUACCCGGUCAGAGUGGACGAGAGGGGCGCCUUCCUCUCCUACAACCUGUCCCACCGCCUGCUGUCCAAAAGGGCCGUCUUCUCCCGGAUUCGCCCGGGGGCCUUUUACGCCCUCUUCCACCGAGGGCAGCAGCUGCGCUUCAACCUGAGCCUCAACCCUCACCUCCUGGCCCCCGGCUUUGUCACCGAAAAGCGGUGUGGAGGCGUCUCUCGGGCCCGGAUUCAAGCGUCCAGCCGGAACCCGUGUCAUAUGAUCGGGUCUGUUCAGAACUGGGACAAAGAAAGGGGGCUGGCGGCCCUCAGCACGUGCGAUGGGCUGAAAGGCGUCUUUCACCUGGCUGGCCAAGACUUCUUAAUUGAGCCACUGGCUCCCAGCAACCUGAGGGAGGAGGGCACAGCCCAACCACACAGGAUAUCUCGACGUCAUGUUUGGGAGCACGAAGCUGAAGAGUUUAUUUCGGUCCUGAGCACGAAAGGAGCCAGGAAGCAGCCAGCUUCUGUCAGGAUGUGUGGGGUGCAAGAAGAUGCCAAUGGCUCGGAGAGGUCGAGGGAACGUUGGGAGGAAAAGCAGCAGAGGAAGCGGCGGAUCAAGCCACGCUCGGUCAGUAAGGAGAAGUGGGUGGAGACCCUGGUGGUGGCUGAUACCAAGAUGGUGGAGUACCACGGCAGCCGGCAUGUUGAGAAGUAUGUCCUGACAGUCAUGAACAUGGUGGCUGGUUUAUUCCAUGAUGCCAGCAUUGGGAACCCGGUCCACGUUUCUAUUGUGCGUCUCAUCUUUCUGGAGGAUGAGGAGGAGGAUCUGAAAAUUAGUCACCAUGCCGACAACACCUUGAGAAGUUUUUGCAAGUGGCAGAAAGCCAUCAACCCCAAGGGGGAUGCUCACCCCCUGCACCAUGAUGUCGCCAUCUUGCUCACCAGGAAGGAUCUCUGCACUGCCAUGAACCGCCCAUGUGAGACAUUGGGCCUGGCCCACGUCUCUGGCAUGUGCCAACCACACCGGAGCUGCAAUGUGAACGAGGACACGGGUCUUCCAUUGGCCUUCACCGUGGCCCAUGAACUGGGACACAGUUUUGGGAUUCAGCACGACGGCAGCGGCAAUGACUGUGAGCCAGUUGGGAAAAGGCCUUUCAUCAUGUCUCCGCAGCUCCUGUACGAUACUUCGCCCCUCACCUGGUCUCUGUGCAGCAGGGAAUACAUCACACGCUUCCUGGACCGGGGCUGGGGGCUUUGUCUGGAUGACCCCCCAGCCAAGGACGUGAUCGGCUUCCCCUCAGUUCCACCCGGAGUCCUCUACGAUGUCAGCCACCAGUGCCGACUCCAGUAUGGCGCCUACUCCACCUACUGCGAUGACAUGGAUAGCGUCUGCAACACCCUCUGGUGCUCUGUGGGGAACACAUGUCACUCCAAGCUGGACGCAGCUGUCGACGGCACCAAGUGUGAGGAGAACAAGUGGUGCUUCAAUGGAGAGUGUGUGAGUGUUGGGUACCGCCCAGAGUCUGUCCAUGGAGGCUGGGCAGGCUGGAGCUCCUGGACGGCCUGCUCCCGGACUUGUGGGGCUGGAGUGCAGAACGCGGAGCGGCCAUGCAACAAUCCUGCCCCCAAGUAUGGCGGGCGAUACUGCCUGGGAGAACGGAAACGCUUCAGGGUCUGCAACGCACAGCCGUGUCCGGCAGGGGAGCCCUCUUUUCGGCAGAUCCAGUGCAGCCGCUUUGACCACCGGCCCUACAAAGGAAAGCUUUACAAGUGGAGCCCCGUCCCCAAUGCCAGCAACCCUUGCGAGCUGCACUGUCGACCCGACAAGGAGUACUUUGCUGAAAAGCUUCGUGAUGCUGCCAUUGAUGGGACCCCGUGCUAUGAAGGGAGCGGCAGGCGAGACAGGUGCAUUAACGGGAUCUGUAAGAACAUUGGUUGCGACUAUGAAAUUGACUCCUACGCUGUGGAGGACCGGUGUGGUGUGUGCCAGGGGGAUGGAUCAACCUGUCAGACAGUCAAGAAGACCUUUGAGGAGAGCGAGGGGCUGGGUUACGUUGAUGUUGGCCUGAUCCCGGCCGGAGCACGUGAGAUCCAGAUCGUGGAGGUGGCCGAAGCAGAGAACUUCCUGGCUUUGAGAAGUGAGGACCCCAAGAAAUACUUCCUGAAUGGUGGCUGGACCAUCCAGUGGAACGGUGACUACAAGGUGGCUGGGACCACCUUCACCUACAAGAGGAUGGGAAAUUGGGAAAACCUGACUUCUCCAGGGCCCACAGAAGAACCCGUUUGGAUUCAGCUCCUGUUUCAAGAGAAGAACCCGGGAGUCCGCUAUCAGUACACCAUCCAGCAGGAGUCCAAGAACCAGACUUCGGUUGCUCCAGCUGAGUUCUUCUGGCACUAUGGACCCUGGACAAAAUGCACAGCUACCUGUGGGACAGGGGUCCAGAGACAGAUGGUGCGUUGCCUUGAGAAAGCCGCUGGGUUUGUGGAGGAGCGGUACUGUGAUGCUCUUAGCCGGCCUGAUGACCAGCGAAGGAAUUGCAACAAGGAACCAUGUCCAGCCAGGUGGUGGGCUGGGGAGUGGCAGGUGUGUUCGGCCACCUGUGGCGACUCUGGACUGAUGAAGAGGACCGUCCUCUGCAUUCAGAGCGUGGCCCCGGAUGAGCAGCAAGCUCUGCCACCCGACAAGUGCCAACAUCUCACCAAACCAGAGACCACAGCUGCUUGCAACCGCGAAGUCCUCUGCUUGGCACCGUGGGUCAUGGGCAACUGGUCAAAGUGCUCAGUGACCUGUGGGAAAGGAACCCGAAGGCGCCCCGUUUUCUGCCCCACGGACCCCAGAGCCAAGUGCGAUCCAGCGGAAAGACCGGCCGCUGAGCUCAACUGCUGGGCUCCCCCCUGCUGGAGUCGGGCGGAGGGCGCUGCUCCCGACUGGUCUGGAAGUGGCUCUUCAAGCCAGGAACUGUUCAACGAAAUCAAUUUCAUCCCCAAUUAUCCUGCCCCCAAAUUUAGUCCUUCAGCUCCCAAAUCUGAAAAUGUUAUUGCAGAGGAAGUUCUACCCCCCAACAACCAUAAGAAGGGAAAUGUGUUUGUGGAUGACUUUUAUUAUGAUUAUAAUUUUAUCAAUUUCCAUGAGGAUUUGGCUUAUGAGCUGGUUGAGGAAAAGAACAGUAGAAAGGAAGACUUGAAGCCCAACUUUGGGGUCAAGAUUUUUCACAAGGUGGAGGCGGAUCCCCAAGAAACGCUUCCUGAUCUUUCCCCCACCACAGACCUGGAAGUCAAGCUGGCUAAUCAAGGCUCCACCUUUCCCACUGUUGGGCAGGAAUAUGAGAAGGAGCACGAUAACGUUCAGGGCAGAAGCACAACUGGCACUUUACAGGAUCCCUUUCUUACCCCAGUUGUCGCCAGCUCUUCUGCUUCAGUUCAUCGGGAAAACUUCCAGCCAUCACUUUCGGACAAUCUCCCCUCCACUUCAACAGUGAAGUCCCCUCCUUUGGAGAGCAACCACCACGUAUUGGGUGGUGCUACUCAAGAACCUCCUUUUGCAACUACUUUUUUGAAAGACAGCACUGCAAGACCUGGUUCCUCCACCCGCUCUCCUGACUUGGAUGUAGUUACUCCAACAAUGUCUUCUGCCAAGGACAACUAUUGGAGAAGUGAAUUUGGUACUCUUAGCAGCACAGAAAAUCCUGGUGGAAGGAUGCAGGACCCUAAGCUCCCCGACCUCAGUGAUAAUCAUUUGAUGGAAGAAACCAGCAGAAAGCAGAGCAAUAGAGACAGAGCCACUGUCCGUGGUGAAGACCAGCAGCAAACGAAUCAGAUUAAGACAGAUUUGGACACUAAGCCUAUGCCUUCCACUGAGGACCGGGAAUUCUCCAGAGGCAGAAGUGAAAGUCCACCUCCCCAUGUGCCAAUUGCCAGUAGUAAAGGAGGUGCUGGCGGGCCUGGGGCGAGGUUUCAGGAACCAGGAGAGAAGAUGGCACCUUCUGUAGCGCCUGCUGCUGCUGCUGCAAUAGCUGCUCUCAACGCUAGCUGGGAAGCUGGAAACUGGAGUGGGUGCUCUACAACCUGUGGCCUUGGGGCUGUUUGGAGGGUUGUGCACUGCAGCACCGGAAAAGAGGACGACUGUGACUUGACUACAAAGCCCACUCCUGCCCGGCGAUGUUACCUGAGGCCGUGUUCCAAGUGGCACAUUGGGAAAUGGAGUAAGUGCUCCAGGACCUGCGGAGGCGGUGUGAAGGUUCGGAGCAUCCACUGCAUUGACACACGGGGUCAGCGACCUCUGCGGCCCUUUCACUGCCAGACUGCCUCACACAAGCCUCCAACGCAGUUGCCGUGCCACACCAAGCCCUGUCUGAGUUGGUACACCUCCACCUGGAGAGAGUGCUCUGAACUGUGUGGAGGGGGUGAGCAAGAGCGCCUGGUGACGUGUCCCGGAUUGGGGAGGUGUGACCCAGCCCUCCGGCCAAACAGUACAAGACUGUGCAACACCCAGCCCUGCACCGAGUGGAGAGUGGGAUCUUGGGGGCAGUGCACGGCCACGUGUGGCGAGGGCAUCCAGAGGAGGCAAGUGAAGUGCCUGAACACAAAAACCGGACAGGCGGAAGAAGACAGUAGCUUGUGUGAGCACGAACCGUGGCCAGAGAACAACCAGAGAUGCAAUUCCCAGGACUGUCCUGACAGCGAAGCAGGCUUCAUCUGUGAGCGCGACCACCUCUCCUUCGGCUUCUGCCAGACCCUGCUGUGGCUGGGAAGGUGCCACCUGCCCGCAGUCAGUGCCCAGUGCUGCCAGACCUGCCACCCACAUGGCCUGCUCCAUCGGGAUCGUGGUGAUGAGCGCUCCUCCCGGAAGUGAACGCCUCCGUGCCCAGGAACCU